Molecule: messenger RNA, 2829 nt
Organism: Schistosoma spindalis
Lineage: Eukaryota; Metazoa; Platyhelminthes; Trematoda; Strigeidida; Schistosomatidae
Source: the annotation of a GenBank genome assembly
AUGUCAGAAGAACAACAACAUAUAAAUAUAAAUAAUGAAUAUUGUCCAAUAACACGUUUAUCUUAUCCAUUAUCUUAUUUAACUAAUAUAAAUGAAGAUAUACGAGGUGAAUUAGUACAUUCUAUUAUUGAUUAUCAACAAUGUCAUAUAAAACAAGAACAAUCUAUGAAUAUAUGUGCAGUACCAAAAAAUGUAUGUUGUGUUUGUUCUAAUGAAAAUGAUCUACAAUCAUUACAUUCUGAUAUACAAGUAUUAUGCGCUACUCCAGGUUGUAAAUAUAAUGGUCCAAUACAUAGAAAAUGUUUAGAACAUUGGGAUGCAUGUUGUGAUUUCUAUUGUCAUUUAUUGAAUAAUUCAUUCAAUAAUUCAUUAUUACAAACAUCAUCAACAUUUGAAACAAGUUCAACAAUAAAACCAACAGUAUCAUCAUCAUCAUCAUCAAUUCUAUCAAAUCUCAAUGAUUCACCUUUACAUAAAUCAUUUAUGGAAGGUUUGUUUCGACUAUAUGAAUGUCCAGCAUGUGGUCAAUAUACAUUAUAUAGAUCAUCAAUUCAUUCAACAGUAUCUUCCACUUCUACUACUACUGGUCAAACACCACAAACAUUAUCGUCUACAACAUCCAAUCAUUUUACAAGUGUUUUAUGCGCUAUUCAAUAUGCCACUGAAAAAUUAAAUCAAUCUGAAAAUUCAAUUCAAUCAACAUUAUUACAAUCUGAUCCAUAUUCACAAUGUAAACAAUAUACCUCAAAUUCACCAGUGGAUUAUAUUGGAUCCAUGGAAUUAUCACCAAAUUUCUUAGAUGAUUUAAAAUCUCAAUCGAAAAUACCCAUAACAAAUUCAUCGACAACGGGUAGGUCACAUUCCUAUGUUCAACCACCAUUGAUCACAGAUCGGUUCAGUGAUAUUUUAAGACGAUUUUCAUUAAAUCGUGAAACAAAUGAUCCUACUAAAUUUUCAACUAGUAAUACAUCAAGUAGUAUGAGUAGUGGAUAUCACAGUGGUUUAUCAACCGGUGAGCAUACUGUUGAUCCUAGUCGCCGUUGUAGUGAUCAAUUCAUGUUAUCAAUGAAGGGUGAAGAUAUUAUGAAAGGGAAUGAAGAUAAUUGUAUACCAUGGGGAAUUACAAAUAUUCAAACAGGUCAAUCAAUACCAAGAGCAUUAAUUAAAGGGAAAUUAUCAAAUGAUGCAACUAUGUUAGAUGAUGUUAUCAAGUAUUCGAUUGAUUCAUCUAUGCCAACAACAAGAAAGAGUUAUUCAUCAACUGUAAACGUGGAUGAUCUUUUUGAUAGAAGUUUAGAUACUACUUUGAAUAACAAUACUACUAACAACAAUGACAACAACAACAACAAUAACAAUGUUGGUAACACUAAUCUUAUGAAUAGACCUCUUUCAGCGAUUGGUAGUCGACGUCAUCAUUCUACAUCUGAUGGUUCUGGAAAUAUCAGCUCUUCAACUGUUGGAGGUACUACUAAUACUACGAUGACUAUUACGACGACGACAACGACUACAAAUGCUUCUUAUCAUCAUAAUGUUAAAUCGAAUUCUGUAUGGUCAAAUGAUUCAAUUAGUAAAUCGAGAAUGACACAGUGGCAUGGUAAUAGUAAUGUUGAAACGAAAAUGAAAAAGAUUGUUAAUACUAAAGGAAAUAUAUUUCUACAAAGGAAUGAUUUCAAUGUAUUCAUGAAUUUACCAAAUCAUAAACAAAAUGCUUAUUUUAUUCAAAUGGAUGAUGACAGUUGUACAGGAAAUGAAGAUACACGUGCAUUUCUAUUAGCACAAUUAACAAAUCAUCGAGUUUCUGAAGUCUACUGUUUAGCAUGUCAACAAAUUUUGCCUAUUUAUGAUCAUUUCCCUGUAAUAGAUGGUAUCUUUUUCAUCAGUCCAUUAUGUCAUCGUUCUAAUGAAGGUCAUCGUAAGGGUGGUGGCCUACGGGUUACUUGGCAUACAAAUGGUAUACAGAAUCAAUCUGUUCAACAACAACAACAACAACAACAACAACAGCAACAAACUCAUCGAGCACACAAUACUACUACUAACAACAUUGAUAACAGUAGUAUCAGUAACCAUUUAAUUUCGUCGACAAAUGAUUAUCAAUCUAUAAAUGAAGUAGCUUUGAAACUUUUAGCUCCAUUAAAGAUUAUCUCACCACCACCUGGUUGUCUUGGACCUAGGCAACAAUUAAAUUCAACACAGCAUAAUAUGAUUAAUACUGGUACCGUUGGGGGUGGGGGCUCAAAUCAAGGUGCUGCUAAUAAUAAUAGCAAUAGUAAUAUACCAUCUAGAUUUUCAACAAAUCAUUCAUCUACUAGGCAAUGCCGUUAUUUACAUGCUCUAUGCAUGAAUUGUAUGCAUUCAGAAAAUUUGAUUGCCACUGGUCGAGUAAAUGAUUUAAAAUGUAUUAAAUGCAAAAUUUGUAGUAAACCUUGGUCUGGCACUUCAUUACUAGUUGGUGGUCUUUAUACUUAUGAUAUAUUUGCUGCUGUACCAUGUUGUUCAGCUCAUUUAACAUGUGGUUCAUGUCAAUCACGUUUAGAUAAUUUAUCACUAUCAUCCAAUUCAACAAUAUCGUCCUCCACCCUAACAACAACAACAACAACAACAGCAAAUACAUUACAAUUCUCAUCAAAUGAUCUACCUCAUCACCAUCAAUAUCAUGAUCAGAAUCAAUAUUCAAUCAAUAAUAUUGAUCAAUCUAUAAAUAAUCUUACAAUUAAAUCUUAUCCAUUAAAUUAUUUUAGUCAAUAUAGUAAUUUAAUUAUUUGUCCAUAUUGUUCUAAAGUGGAUUAUCAUUUUGUUAAAUUAUUUGAAGAUUAUUAUGAAGUAUCGUAG